Thrips palmi is the source of this 1261-nucleotide messenger RNA. Its product is annotated as glyoxylate reductase/hydroxypyruvate reductase-like. The record is from RefSeq and is a predicted model, not a curated record. Lineage: Eukaryota; Metazoa; Arthropoda; Insecta; Thysanoptera; Thripidae. The transcript is spliced from 8 exons. Gene Ontology annotation, cellular component: cytosol. Gene Ontology annotation, molecular function: glyoxylate reductase (NADPH) activity; NAD binding; hydroxypyruvate reductase [NAD(P)H] activity. Bases 227 to 1168 code for a protein of 313 amino acids.
GCCUUUCAUCCUGUGGGCUGUGGGCCUCGUCGUCCGUCAAACCUCGUCGCCUAUAUACGAAGCGCCAGCGAGCGACACACACUGUCAAGUGCACACACGUUCGGAGGAGCCCGCUACCUCUGCCGCGAGCCCUGCCAGCCCUGCGACCGUUUACGAGGACCGGCACCGACGCAGCAGCACGUCAACACAACACACCGCCCCUCGCCCUCGCCUCGCCGCCGAAGCCAUGGCCAGACCCAAGGUGCUCGUCAGCCUCAACGAGGGCCCCGAGGCCGCCAUCCGGCUGCUCAGCAAGGAAUGUGACAUCAUCGCCGCGCCUCCGAGCCGCGAGGCCAUCCUGGAGCGCGUGCCCGGCGUGGACGCCAUCUACUGGUGCUGCAAGGUGAAGCUGGACGCCGAGAUCAUCAAGGCGGCGGGCCCCGGCCUCCGCGCGGUGUCCACCAUGUCGGCGGGCUACGACCACAUCGACGUGCGCCUGCUCAAGGAGAUGGGCAUCCCGUUCGGCAACACGGCCAGCCAGCUGACGGACGCCGUGGCCGACACGGCCGUGUCCCUGGUGCUGGCCGUCACGCGGCGCCUCAAGGAGGGCCACCGCACCGUGGAGCGGGGCCAGUGGGACGCCGGGCUGCUGGGGAUAGACAUCGCGGGCUCCACGGUGGGCAUCGUGGGGCUGGGAGGCAUCGGCCAGACCUUCGCCAAGCGCAUCAAGGCCUUCAACGUGGGGCGCAUCCUGUACACCGGACACAGCCCCAAACCCGAAGCUGCUGCGCUUGGUGCAGAGUUUGUUCCAUUUGAUAAGCUCGUCGAACAAAGUGACGUUAUAGUGGUCGCUUGCCCCCUCAAUGCUGAGACUAGGGGCAUGUUCAACGCAGAGGUCUUUAAGAAGAUGAAGCCAACUUCCGUUGUGGUCAACGUUGGUCGAGGGGAAUGCAUAGAUCAGGAUGCACUGGUUGACGCUUUGAGGAAAAAGGAGAUCUUUGGGGCUGGACUGGACGUCAUGGUGCCUGAACCCCUCCCCAAAGACCAUCCUUUGAUCACGCUAGACAAUUGUGUGUUAUACCCCCACAUUGGAAGUGCAACAGUUGGCACUCGAGCAGCUAUGGCCGCAGGUGCUGCAGAAAAUAUUUUGUGCGCCUUGAAAGGACAGCCCAUGCCUUCACCUGUGUAGAUCAGUGGAAUAUUGAAGCAACUAUCUUGUAAACAAUUGUAUUCAAGUUUCUUAAAACAGUUUAUUAAUAAAAUAUUUCUGACUUUAAGACAA